AUGGGCAAAAUGAGAAAGAAAAUCCGCAAACUCACAGAGGGCUGGACGACGCCUGAUGGAUCGCGGAAAAGGGUCCGAGAAGCAAAAGAGUCAAGCCCUCUUCCGGAUACCAUCACCUGUGCCCUCUGCGAGAGAGAUCUGCCACGCGCAAGAUUCAGCCAUUCGGCACUGCGACGCCUCACGUCUGAAAUCCGUCGGAAUGGAAUGGAUGUGUUGAACAACCAGCAGGUUGCUCGCUGCGAUGGUUGCGGUACUCAGUCGCGCCCCGAGCUUCAUUGCAUGUCUUGCAACGAGGUCCGACCAAUCGAUGAGUUCGCUUACACCCAGCGUCAAUAUGACCAGCCGGACAACUUGCAGCUCGACGAGCGAGACAAGGCUCCCGCUGGACAAAUCCCGCAGGAUGCGGCUAAACUGCUGUGGGAGGACGUCACUGCAGAGAAUAUCGAAUCCCCCGUCGCUGCUCCUGAGGCCAGCGAGAUGACUGAACAUGGGAUGUCGAAGGAGUCCAGUCCGGCAAAGCAAGAGGAGACACCGAAGCCGAUGAAGCCAUAUGACCAGAAGCUAGCAGAGGAGUGGAUGUACGGCCUCACCAUUGGAGACAUGUCCUUUGAUGAUCUUUUCGAAGAUGAUGAGGAUGAGGAUACGUGGACUGGUGCCAAUCAGUGGUGA
Messenger RNA from Penicillium cataractarum, 669 nucleotides. RefSeq lists its product as uncharacterized. Lineage: Eukaryota; Fungi; Ascomycota; Eurotiomycetes; Eurotiales; Aspergillaceae. The coding region runs from base 1 to 669 and encodes 222 amino acids. The transcript has 6 exons. The record is from RefSeq and is a predicted model, not a curated record.